AUGACUAUCACUUUACAAGCUUCUCUUCUUUUCAGACCUUCGCCACACUCUCUGUAUUCUCCUUCAAAAAGACACAGCUUUCACCACCCCAUCAACUCAUCUCUUUCUCUCUCGAAAACCCUGUUUUUUCCUUCUCUAAACCUCCGACUCCGCCCUUUCUUAAUCCCUUCUGCAUUGCACCCUGACAAUGCUGACCCAGUUCCCGAAACAGUCCCUCCAAUUUCAAAUUACGAACAAACACAAGAGGCAGUGGAUGUAGUGGAGAGCAUUGAGAGUGGAAGGCUGGGGGAGGAAGGACAGGGAGGUGAUUUAGUGGAGGAGAAAGAAGGCAGUGGUGGUGGUGGGGUUUAUGAUGGGAAUGGGAGAAUAAGAGUGGUGGUGUUUUUGAUGGGGUUAUGGGCUACAAUGAAAACUGGGUUUCAUAAAUUGUGGAUGUUAAUGGGUUCUUAUUCUUCUAAUUGGUUUAGUUUUAGUUGGUUGCCAUUUUGGAAACAAGAUAAGAAAUUAGAGAAAUUGAUUGCUGAAGCUGAAGCUAAUCCUAAAGAUGCUGAGAAACAAACUGCUCUUUUAGUUGAGCUUAAUAAGCACAGUCCCGAGUCUGUGAUUAAGAGGUUUGAACAAAGAGACCAUGCAGUGGAUAGCAAAGGAGUUGCUGAGUAUCUUAGAGCUCUUGUGGUUACUAAUUCUCUUGCCGAAUAUCUUCCUGAUGAACAAUCAGGAAAGCCUUCCAGUCUUCCUGCUUUGUUGCAAGAAUUGAAGCAGCGUGCAUUAGGGGACACAGAUAAGCCAUUUAUGAACCCAGGCAUAUCUGAGAAGCAACCAUUGCAUGUGCUGAUGGUUGAUCCUAAGGUGUCAAACAAGUCACGGUUUGCUCAAGAGCUUAUCUCCACUAUCUUGUUCACUGUUGCUGUUGGAUUGAUUUGGAUAAUGGGUGCUGCUGCACUUCAAAAGUAUAUAGGGAGUCUGGGUGGAAUUGGAGCUUCAGGAGUUGGCUCAAGUUCUUCUUAUACUCCAAAAGAGCUGAAUAAAGAAUUUAUGCCAGAGAAAAAUGUUAAAACAUUUAAGGAUGUUAAAGGUUGUGAUGAUGCAAAACAAGAGCUUGAGGAAGUAGUGGAGUAUCUCAAAAACCCAACAAAAUUUACUCGCCUUGGGGGAAGUUGCCAAAGCAAGUUUGAUUGUGUUCCAGUUGUCAUGAAUAACUUCAAUCGUUUACCUCUCUAUUUUGAUUCAAAAGUCAUACUCAUGAUACCAUUACCUCUGAUUCUUCUUAAACAUGAGUUUAACGCCAUUCCACUGCAGGGAAUUCUUUUGACAGGAGCACCUGGUACAGGAAAAACUUUGCUUGCCAAGGCCAUUGCUGGAGAAGCUGGAGUACCUUUUUUCUAUAGAGCAGGAUCUGAAUUUGAGGAAAUGUUUGUUGGAGUUGGUGCUCGGCGUGCUCCUUGUAUCAUUUUUAUUGAUGAAAUUGAUGCUGUUGGGUCAACAAGGAAACAAUGGGAAGGCCAUACAAAGAAGACGUUGCAUCAGCUACUUGUUGAAAUGGAUGGUUUUGAACAGAAUGAGGGAAUAAUAUUGAUGGCUGCAACAAACUUGCCUGAUAUUCUUGAUCCAGCUUUGACCAGGCCUGGUAGAUUUGACCGUCAUAACCGUCAAACUCGUGGUUCUGCUGGUAAAUUCUACUUUCUAGGUCGACAAGAGAUUUUAGAGCUCUACCUGCAAGAUAAGCCUAUGGAUGAUGAUGUAGAUGUUAAAUCAAUUGCUCGUGGCACCCCAGGCUUCAAUGGAGCAGAUCUCGCAAACUUGGUAAACAUUGCAGCUAUUAAAGCUGCUGUUGAAGGAGCUGAGAAGUUAACUGCUACACAAUUGGAGUUUGCAAAAGACAGGAUAAUUAUGGGUACUGAGCGGAAAACAAUGUUCAUUUCCGAAGAGUCAAAGAAGUUAACAGCAUAUCAUGAGAGUGGCCAUGCUAUUGUAGCUUUCAAUACCGAGGGUGCACACCCGAUUCACAAGGCAACUAUAAUGCCACGUGGAUCUGCUUUAGGAAUGGUCACCCAGCUUCCUUCAAGCGAUGAAACGUCAAUUAGUAAAAAGCAGUUAUUAGCUCGGCUUGAUGUUUGUAUGGGAGGAAGAGUUGCGGAAGAGCUCAUAUUUGGUCAGGACCAUGUCACAACUGGAGCAAGUAGUGAUCUUCACACAGCUACAGAGCUUGCACAGUAUAUGGUAUCAAGUUGUGGGAUGAGCGACGCAAUUGGACCAAUACAUAUUAAAGAAAGACCAAGUUCAGAAAUGCAGUCACGUGUUGAUGCUGAAGUGUUGAAACUCCUAAGAGAUGCAUAUGAUCGUGUGAAAGCCUUGCUAAAGAAGCACGAGAAGGCAUUACAUGCACUAGCAAAUGCUCUUUUAGAGUAUGAAACACUUAGUGCAGAAGAAAUAAAGCGUAUUCUUCUUCCCUACCGUGAAGGAUGGGAAGGACGGCCAGAGCAACAAGAAGUAGUGCUAGAAGAAGGGGAGCUUGUAUUGGCUUAA
Molecule: messenger RNA, 2526 nt
Organism: Dovyalis caffra
Lineage: Eukaryota; Viridiplantae; Streptophyta; Magnoliopsida; Malpighiales; Salicaceae
Source: the annotation of a GenBank genome assembly